This is a messenger RNA of Tremella mesenterica DSM 1558, 717 nucleotides long. RefSeq lists its product as uncharacterized. Bases 1 to 717 code for a protein of 238 amino acids. Lineage: Eukaryota; Fungi; Basidiomycota; Tremellomycetes; Tremellales; Tremellaceae. Gene Ontology annotation, molecular function: pyridoxamine phosphate oxidase activity; FMN binding. Gene Ontology annotation, biological process: pyridoxine biosynthetic process. The record is from RefSeq and is a predicted model, not a curated record. The transcript has 3 exons.
AUGUCGACCAAUCAUAUUUACGGUGGGUCUUCACAAUCUACGGAAAACAAAGAAACCCCUCCAAAAGAUCAAUCAGUCCAAAUAACAACUCAUAACGACUAUCAUACGAUCCCAUUAGAACUAUCACAUCUCCAUCCUGAUCCUUUGAUCCAAUUCAUCAAUUGGUUCAAACAUCUUCGUCCGAUGGGUAUAAAAGAACCUGAAUCAAUGACACUUUCAACCAUAUCAAAUUCAAACUCGUUCCCUAUCCCAUCUUCAAGAACCGUUUUACUUAAAGAAGUGGAUAAAACAGGUUUCACUUUUUAUACAAAUUAUAAAAGUAGGAAAUCGAAAGAAUUAAUGGAAUAUCCUUAUGCUGCUUUAAGUUUUUAUUGGAAAGAAAUAAGUAGAGCAGUUAGAAUUGUUGGUAAAGUCGAAAAAGUAAAUAGGAAAGAAAGUGAAGAUUAUUUUAAAACAAGACCUAGAGGAAGUCAAUUAGGUGCUUGGGCAAGUCCACAAAGUUGUGUGGUUGAAGAAGGUGAAAUGGAAAGAAGAGUUGAUGAAAUUAAAAAGAAAUUUGAGGAUGGGGAAAUCGUUUGUCCUGAUGGUUGGGGAGGUUGGAGGGUUGUACCGUUCGAAGUGGAAUUUUGGUCAGGUCGUCCGUCAAGGUUACACGAUAGGUUCAGAUACACAAGGGAUGAAGGUGGAGAAUGGAAGAUUGAUCGUUUGGCACCUUAG